UCAAACGAAGAUUGCUUAAAGUAUUCAGAAAUAAUUGCUAACAUACAUUAUUUUAAUGGGAACAUGUAGGUUUUGCUGCCAUUUUUCAUUGUAAAUGACGUGAUAAGGAGUAGUGAUGGUCACUGAUCUUAUUCAUAUGACAUAAUAUUUCUAGAACGGAUAUAUUUCUGCGACACCGCCUUCAACACACGAACACACUUUUUUAUAGGCUAUUUAUUAGAAUGACAGAGGCUUCGUUUAUCAGUGGCACAGUCCAUAUAAAAAAAUUCACAUGGAUUUAAAUCUGUCCUGUCGUGAAGUGUCCAGAGUUAGUUGCCCCAGUAGAAAGGAUCAAAAAUGGUCGCUAAAAUUUCUAUAUAGCAGGAUCAGCCGCAGCACGUGCGUCUUGCAUAUGUGCGUUUAUUUGGUUUUCUAAAAUAUAGUUUUCAAAAUGUCGCUCAGUUUUGAUAGAGCAUUGCCAGGAAGAAUUAAAAAGUAUGUGGAGACUCACAGUGGAUUUGUGGAUGUACAAUUCAUGGCUGACUGUUUGUAUAAACAAUACAGAUUUGAUUAUGGGAGAAGAAAAUUGAAUCCAUUUAGAAAGUUGGUUGGGAAAGUUUAUGCCGAUUUGUUAAAGACAGAAGAAAUUCAAAACAAUUUACCUCCCAGCUCAGAAACAUCAGAUGAUGAAAAGGUGUUGGUGGAAUACAAGGUGUUUAUGCAAGAUAGCAACACAAUGAACAACUCACUUCACGCCAUUUACAACAAUGUUAGCCUAGUUAAAUCACCCAAACCUCCAAGUUUAUCUCCUCAAAACUAUGAACAAAUCAAUCAAAGUUUACUUCCAGAUGAUACAAAAGAUGAAAACUUAACAAUCAACCAAGACUCAGCUGGUAGCAAUGCAAAUGUUACUCAGCACAAUUUGGUCACAAACGAAGACCGCUUAAAAGAAAAUAAAAAAAAACUUAGAAGAAAGCGAUCAAAAAUGGAACAAAAUAAAAAAAAUUUAAAGAAAUUGAAGACCGACCCAAAUGACUCGGAUGACUUCCAUUCACCAAAUAAAAAGAAAUUUUCAUUUAUAGAUUCUCAAGUUUCAUUUGUUGAUGUUGCAGGAAACCAAGAUGCAUUGAAUGAACUCGCUCGUCUCUUACUUCACAUGUGUCAUCCCGAGGUCUAUUCAGCCCUGGGUGUUUCCCCUCCACGUGGUAUUUUAUUACAUGGACCUCCAGGUUGUGGAAAAACUUUACUUGGUAACGCCAUAGCUGGUCAGUUAGGGAUUCCUCUGUUACGCUUGGUUGGUCCGGAGUUAAUUGGAGGUGUUUCGGGUGAAAGUGAACAGCGUAUUCGUGAUGUUUUUGAGAUCGCUCAACAAACAGCUCCAUGUGUUUUAUUUCUGGAUGAAGUUGAUGUCAUCGCGCAACGAAGAGAAAAUUCAUCAAAAGACAUGGAGCGAAGAGUAGUCGCGCAACUUUUGUCAUGCUUGGAUGAUUUUAACAAAGAUAGUCAACAAGUGUUGGUCGUCGGGGCAACCAAUCGUCCUGAAGUUCUUGAUCCAGCUCUUCGAAGAUCUGGAAGGUUUGAUCGUGAGAUUAUGUUGGGCAUUCCCGAUGAAUCAGCCAGAGAAAAAAUAUUGAAAGUUCUUAGUCAAAAAAUGAAAUUAUCUGAUGACGUCAAUUUUGGUUUGAUUGCUCGUUUAACUCCCGGAUUUGUCGGAGCUGAUAUACUAUCUCUAUGUCGUGAAGCUGCAAUGCAAACAGUCGCUCGUGUUCUUAACAUAAAUAAAACAAACACAGAAUCCAAUAUUUUAUUGGAUUGGUUAAGCAACCGGAGCCCAGUAACUGAUGAACAAUUGGAAUUGAUGGCGAUUGAAACAAGUGAUUUCGAAGAAGCGUUGUGUGUCGUGCAACCUUCAUCAAAACGUGAAGGAUUUGCGACAGUUCCUGAUGUGACAUGGGAUGAUGUUGGUGCACUGACCGAUGUUAGAGAAGAACUUUCCAUUGCGAUAUUGGGCCCAGUUAGAAACCCGAUGGCGUUUGCAUCACUUGGAUUGUCGAGAGCAUCCGGAGUAUUAUUAGCUGGUCCUCCAGGCUGCGGAAAAACUCUGCUCGCAAAAGCGAUCGCCAACGAAUCUGGGAUAAAUUUUAUUUCAGUGAAAGGACCUGAGCUUCUCAACAUGUAUGUUGGUGAAAGUGAACGAGCUGUAAGGCAAUGUUUUGAACGAGCGAGGAAUUCUGCUCCUUGUGUGGUCUUCUUUGAUGAACUUGAUUCACUUUGUCCUCGAAGGACAUCGGCCGAGAGUGGAGCAAGUGCAAGAGUGGUCAAUCAAAUGUUAACCGAACUUGAUGGCCUGGAAUCAAGAAAACAAGUUUUUGUUGUUGCUGCGACCAACAGACCCGAUAUUAUUGAUCCAGCGAUACUCAGGCCUGGUCGACUAGAUAAAGUACUUUACGUUGGAAUUCCAACCACGGAGGAUAGAAUUCAAAUAUUAAGAACAAUAACAAAGAAUGGAAAGAAACCUCUUCUUGAUGAAGCUGUCUGUUUGUCCAACCUCGGUGCUGAUGAUCGUUGUAGCGGAUUUACAGGGGCUGAUUUGUCUGCACUCAUGCGUGAAGCAUCAUUAGAUGCAAUCCGUGGGAGCGUCAACCAUGGUUGGAAUGUUGUUUUGCCACAAAGUGAUAAUAAUUUCCAUUCAAUAAAGAUAACCUUGGUAAAUAUUAAUGCUGCUUUCAAGAAAGUCAAACCAUCAGUUAGUGAACAGCAAGGCAAUAUCAAUCAUUAUAACAUUGGUGGUCUGCUCCAUACAUGUCUGCCCGGGUUUUUGAUGUUCGGAUGACAAUUUAUAAAACC
Messenger RNA from Ciona intestinalis (vase tunicate), 2826 nucleotides. The record is from RefSeq and is a predicted model, not a curated record. NCBI's taxonomy places the organism in Eukaryota, Metazoa, Chordata, Ascidiacea, Phlebobranchia, Cionidae.